UGUUUUUUUGGGGGUAUGAUUAUCAACGAUAUGCAAAUACAGUGCUUGAAACGGCACGCCACCCAGACAAACAGCUUCUUCCAGGUCUAUCUAGCGUUGCAUUUCACGCAAUACAUUCAGGUAUUUAAUCAACAGAUUCAAUCAGAGUGCUGCAUGACUCUUAAAACUGAUACGAGAAGCAUUAUACAGCAGUUAGAUAACAGAUUUUUAAAUUGUGGGGAAUAACGAAGUGACUAAAGAUAACAGAACAUCUGCUGAGCGCAGGUGAGUGUCUAUAUCUAGAGACUCACUUAUCAAAUUGUGAUUUCUUAUUCGAUACUAACCUGUGAUACAUGCCCUGAGUACAGCGCGUUUGACUCAGUCACAUGGGGUGAUAAUAAGUGAAGUCACAUGAGGUAAUAAUAACGCAGCCCGGAGUGACACCCUUCAUCGCUCUGCUCAGGGCUGAUUUAAGAACAGCAACGCCAACGCUUGACACUGACGGUAGAAAUCAAACAAACCGGUUUCCAGUUAUUGCUUGCACAAAACCAAAAGCCCGGGGUCAUUUGGAUGUUUUUCAAGUUUCGGUCCGACCGCACAGGCUAGUAAACCGGAUUUGCUUUGUCUGACAGUCCUGCAGUACAGCGACAGAAGAGAGGACCGCACGUCGGAUUGCACGCAGCACCUCGCAGGACUGAGCGGCUGGAGGACUUAAACCAAAUUAAUAAGAACCUCUACAGAGAAACCCACCACUCCUUUCAAGUCAAUAAGAACCUCUACAGAGAAACCCUAAGAAUGGGGUUUGGAAACUCGGGGGAGCCCCAGGUGGAGCAGCGUAAGCAUGUGGAGGUCUGCUCUGGACCGUGCCAUGCUGAACUGAUCCUGCAGACCCUGAACAUCUACCGGCAAAGUGGACUCUUCACUGACGUGGUCCUCCUGGCCGGCACGGAGGAGUUCCCCUGCCACCGGGCCACUCUGUCAGCCAACAGUGCUUACUUCCGAGCCAUGUUCCAUUGCAGCUUGAAGGAGAGCAGGCAGGACAUGGUGAAGAUCCAGGGCAUCUCUCCCUGCACCAUGGAGACCCUGCUGAACUUCAUGUACGAGGGCAAAGCGGACAUCCAGGAGGAGAGCGUGGAGAAGCUUUUCCAGGCGUCUGAUCUGCUUCAGGUCACCGUGCUCCGUGAUGCCUGCGUGGAGUUUCUGGAGAAGCGCAUCGAUCAUUCCAACUGCCUGGGCAUCCUGGGCUUCGCCAGGUCUUUCUUCAUCCAGUCCCUGAGCGAGCAGUGCCAGGCCCUCCUCUUCAGGGACUUUGCAGAGGUGUGCCAGCACGAAGAGUUCCUGCUGCUGUCCCAGGAGGAGCUGGCUGCCUUCCUGUCCAGCGAGCAGCUGGCGGUCGAGCGGGAGGAGAUAGUCCUGGAGGCCGUCCUGAAGUGGGUGCACCACGACGUCCCCUGCAGGAAGGGAGCUCUGAAGGAGCUGCUCGGGCUAGUCAGGCUCCCGCUGCUGGACCCUGUCUAUUUUUUUAAUAAGGUGGAAACAGACGACAUCAUCCAGGACUCCCAAGAGUGUCGGCCGUUGCUUCUCGAAGCCAGGAAGUAUCAUGUGUUAGGGAACGAAGUGACGUCUCCAAGAACGCGCCCAAGAAGUUUUACAGGGCUGUCUGAGGUUAUCGCAGUGAUUGGAGGCUGUGAUAAGAAGGGCUUCACACAGCUCUCGUUUACUGAGAAGUACAACCCCAAAACUACAGAGUGGGUCUGCGCUGCCAGCAUCCCUGGAUACUCCAAGUCAGAGUUUGCUGCUUGCACCCUUCAGAAUGACAUUUACAUCUCAGGUGGCCACUACAAUAGCAGUGACGUGUGGAGGUAUUUCUCUCAGCUGGACAUCUGGGUUAGGGUGGCCUCCCUAAUCAAAGGCAGAUGGAGACACAAGAUGGCUGCGCUUCAGGGCAGGCUGUAUGCUGUUGGUGGGUUUGACGGCAUGGACCGAAUGGGCAGUGUUGAGCGCUACAGCUCCUUCUCCAAUGAGUGGCUGCCUGUCGCACCUCUUUUGGAGGCGGUGAGUUCAGCUGCGCUUGUGUCCUGUGGAGAGAUGCUCUACCUGAUCGGAGGAGCAGUGAAUGACUUCUCCAACACAAACAAGGUGCAGUGCUACGAUCCCAUGGAAAACCAGUGGGCCUAUGUGAGCCCUGCUCCUUUUACUCUACGCUGCAUAAAUGCGGUUUCCUUUAAUGGCACCAUAUACGUGAUGGGUGGACUCAUGGAUAAGAUCUACAGUUACAGCCCAAAGAUGGACGUAUGGAGUGAAGUUGCAACGUUGCCUGUAUCGGUGGAGAGCUGCGGUGUGACUGUGUGCAAUGCCAGGAUUUACAUCCUCGGAGGGAGAGACAAGAGCGGCAUCGGCAUAGACCGGGUCCACAGCCUUGACCCUUCCACGGGAGAGCUCACCGAAGAGCCACCGAUGUCACGCUGUGUGAGUUACCACGGCUGUGUCACCAUCACCCAACACAUCAGGAGGUGAACUGCACCUGACUGCAGAGACAUACACUACACUUACAUAUACACCCGUCCCAUCUGAGAAUACCACACUAUACACCCGUCCCGUCUGAGAAUACCACACUAUACACC
Molecule: messenger RNA, 2603 nt
Organism: Polyodon spathula (Mississippi paddlefish)
Lineage: Eukaryota; Metazoa; Chordata; Actinopteri; Acipenseriformes; Polyodontidae
Gene: klhl35
Product: kelch-like family member 35
Exons: 7
Coding region: 775-2496 (573 amino acids)
Molecular function (GO): protein binding
Source: RefSeq, a predicted model, not a curated record